AUUAAUAAUAAUAAGUAGGUGCCUGUUGAUAUUCGCCGAGUUUUCGAGUUCAAAUCCUGAAAUUAUUUUCGACCACACGUUUUGGUUAAAGGUAUACUGUUUUAAUAAUCAGCCCUUUACAGAUAGUAGGUAAGUCAAUAAUUAUAAUUAAACCGGUUUUUUGUUACACAAUGUUUAUGCAUAUUUUGCACCAGAUCUCAGUAAAUGUUUUAUUUUCAAUAAUUGUUUGGUUUAUGUAGAAAUGACUUCUACGAUUGUAAUGCGCCAGUUUCCGAAACAAUUAUUGUUAUCUGAACAAAAAGAAGAAUUUCUACGGUGUAUUGGUGCCAAAUACCCAAAAAUUCCAUUGUCCCAAACGAAUAAGAAAUGUUCUGCGUAUUAUGCCAGGUAUUGAUUUAAAAAAUGUAUAUAAUAUACAACCUAUAUUUUUGAAACACUAGGUACUGAUAUACGUAAUAAUUUUUUUUCAGAUUUGAAUCUCAAGAAUUUGCCGCAGCUGCCGUCAUUCUAAGGGUACAUCAAAAAGAACUAUUGGAUCAUAUGUUGACCCUCGAGUUGUCUCUAAAUGAUCUUUAUGUAAAUUUAAUGAACCACACACAAUCAUUAUAUGAGGCAUAUUCAAAUAAGUUAAAUUGUUGGACUAAGACCCUCGAUUUGAUCCAUUCUCCGCCAUAUCGUCUACAUUACAGUUAUUCUGAACCAAAUCUCGAUACAAUAUAUCACAUUGCAAAUUCAUUAGUCUGUAACCAAAAAUUCUAUCAACAAGUACUGCACUAGAAUAAUCAUAUGAAUCUUCCAGUGCCUUUUGAAUCAGCUAAGUUGUACCCAGUACAAAUUUUGAAGUACAUUUUGAAACUCCAUUGUGUAUACCAUACAAACAUGUUUAUAAAACUAAUGAUGGGUAAUUAUUCAAAAUACAUCCACAAACGAAUGCGAAUUUUAAUGCGUAAUAUAAUGCAUUUUGUAGGUUUGAUGUUCAAUUGAUGAAAGAACGACGCAUGAAGGUCAAACAUUUGUAAUAUUACUGUGUGUAGAAAAUGCCCACUAGGCAUUGGAAAAAACUCACGAGUUUAUUUUAAAUGAUAAACCAAUGAACAUACAGUUUGCAAGAUCGGCCACAGCUAAAUAAGUAUUAACGUAAUAACAUUUAAAUAUUCAAUAUUUAUUAUUAUAAAAACGUUAUAUUUUUCUACAACAAAGCUAAGCACUAACUAGUUUAUGCAAAAUGUCUAUGUGCCAAAAAUUGUUAUUUUGAGAUUCAUAUUGUAUAUAAUAUAAUAUAAAGAUCUCUGCCAUGUACAAUAUGGAUACCAAAAUGGCAAUUUUUAGACUUGACGCAUUUUGUGUGAACGAAAACGAUAUGUUUGCAAUUUGUAGUUUAACAUGUAUUUUAAUUUGUAAAUAAACAAGCUGUUUGGUUAUCAAUUAAAAAAAAAAAAAAGUUUAAUCUAACUUAGCAUUUUUUUCUUGUUCAAGUUAUUAUUAUUAUUAAACAACUAGUAACUUAAUUAACUACCUUAGACAUCCUGUAAAUUUAAAUAAAUAACUUCUUAUCUUUUUCAUUGAUUUAUACUUAACUUUAAUUAGUGAGACAUUCCGAGUAACUUUUCAGCUUUGUUCUACAGCAUAUUUUAUUAUUUAAUAUUUAAAAUAUGGGUCUGUUUGUUAAUUUAGUAAUGUUUACAUCGAGGUAAGAAAAAUAUUCAGUUCUCAUUAUGCAAUCUCAGAAUUCUCCAUAAAUUUGGUUCCUCAUAUUUAUUAUGUGUUUCUAGAUGCUGGUACCUUUUAAACAUAUUCAAUUUAAUUGAAUUGAAUAAUUUGAAGAAGUAUUGUGCAAAUUGUUUAAGGCAUUUUGAAUAAAUCUUUGUUACUUCAAACAUGUACUCUUUGGUUGCUAAUGUUUACUGCCUGUCCAUCAACAAGAGUACGGUAUAUUUUUUAUAAGGAUUUUUUUUCAACGCACUGCAAUUCAGAGCAUAUUGAUGUAAGUUUUGACUAUAAGUAAAUGAGUAGGUAUAAUGUAGUUAAAAUUUUGUAACAAUCAAAACCCAAGUAUGCAUGUAAUCAGUAGGUAUUUUAUUUAUUUUCAAUUAAAGAACUACAAAAAGCUGUAAAUAAUUCAAUAAAUGCUAAAAUGUUUUGAAAAUAAUAUAAGUAUUCUGUAAAAACAAC
This is a messenger RNA of Cinara cedri, 2172 nucleotides long. The record is from the annotation of a GenBank genome assembly. Lineage: Eukaryota; Metazoa; Arthropoda; Insecta; Hemiptera; Aphididae.